GUGACCACACAAAGGUGGGCGGUUCCGUUCUGUGUUUCCGGAAACAUGGAGGCUGUCGUGAGCGAUGUGGUAGCCCCUGAAGAUCUUUUAAAAUUUGAGAAGAAGUACAAUGCUGAAUUGGGGAAGGGCGCCGUUUCCAAAGAAACCAAGUUUGAAUACGCCUGGUGUCUGAUCAGGAGUAAAUACUCAAAUGACAUCAAGAAGGGAAUAUCACUGCUGGAAGAGCUGGUUCAGAAAGGAACAAAGGAUGACUCUCGGGACUUCUUGUUCUACCUGGCUGUGGCCAACUACAGACUGAAAGAGUACGAGAAAGCCCUGAAGUACAUCCGGACUCUGCUGAAGAACGAGCCGGGGAACAAGCAGGCUUUGGAGCUGGAGAAACUCAUCGACAAGGCUUUGAAGAAAGAUGGCUUGGUCGGCAUGGCGAUCGUCGGGGGAAUCGGCCUGGGCGUGGCUGGAUUAGCGGGCCUCAUCGGAUUGGCUGUGUCCAAAGGAGUAGCAAAGUCCUAACGUGGAUGUGGGAUGGUCUUCAUUUUGCUGACCAAAAAAUUUCCAAGAAGGACUGACACACUCAACCCUCCCCCCUUCAUAACAACUUAAAAGCUUUGAAAAGAAUCGAUUGGUGUCUUUUUGGAGAGAGUUUGAAGGAAUUCCCUUUUUUGCUAUAACCCAUAAUAUCAGUAAGGAAUAAUUAAAGUUUUGAUCUAAUGUAUUUACAAUAUCAGCACACAAAGGGUUUGAUAAGUGCCAGUGAUUAACCUGUUGUCAUAUUUUAACAGGGUGACGAUUUUCAGCAUAUACGAAGCGACUUAAUUGUGUAAGCAUACACUAUAGCAUGGCACUUUCUCAUUAUUCAUGUAAAUAAACUAGAAUAGACACAAUGCAGAUCAGUUAUAUGUAAUUUCUUGGUAGGGUGCACGUCAGCAUAAACCUCAUAAGUUGGCUUCAAAGCACUUGGAUUUUGUAAAAAAAAAAACUAAGAAAAAAAUUCUUUACAAAAGUGCAAUUUUGUUUUGAUUACUGCUGUCCUGUUGUUUCUGACAUCGAAGAAGAAAAGCAAAGUUAAGGAAAGUGUUACUAGUGUAGGGGCAGGUGUAGUGUGAUAGUUUACAAUGCCAAAAAGUCACAACGUGGUUUUGUUUGUGGUAGAAUCUGGUCGUUGUUAAGGCAGCUGUGACUCCCCCCUUACUGCUUAUAGGCGAUUAUAAGCCCAGCUGCUUCUCUGGAGUACACAAGCUUUGUGAAUGAUGUGAGCACGGAGAGACAUUACAUUUAAUCCUGGAGAUUUGGUUUGUUUCCAUGUGUUGAGAUCAUACAUUUUAUCCACGGAGGCAACACACUCGGUGGAAAUUAACCGUUUUUGUGACAUAAGAUGCUUUUCUUUACAUCCUAGACAACUGCUGUGUCUAAUUUGACUUGUUUUCCCUCAUCGAAUAAAAUAAUCCUGAGCUGACGAAAGA
This is a messenger RNA of Myripristis murdjan (pinecone soldierfish), 1460 nucleotides long. RefSeq names its product fission, mitochondrial 1 (gene fis1). The transcript has 5 exons. Bases 46 to 510 code for a protein of 154 amino acids. Gene Ontology annotation, biological process: autophagy of mitochondrion; mitochondrial fission; mitochondrial fragmentation involved in apoptotic process. NCBI's taxonomy places the organism in Eukaryota, Metazoa, Chordata, Actinopteri, Holocentriformes, Holocentridae. The record is from RefSeq and is a predicted model, not a curated record. Gene Ontology annotation, molecular function: protein binding. Gene Ontology annotation, cellular component: peroxisomal membrane; mitochondrial outer membrane.